UUAGUCCCGAUAUAAAUAUGGAGGAAACUGCUGUUUUGUGGAUGCUCGCCCUCGUUAUGUUGGCGGGCUCUUAUGCUGCUGGAUAUUUACCACUUAUUAUGAAUUUGUCUGAGGACAAGUUGCAAUUAGUUUCGGUGUUGGGAGCCGGACUCUUGGUUGGCACAGCAUUGGCCGUAAUAAUUCCAGAAGGUAUUCGAGCUUUAUUUGGUUCAGUACCCACAGGGCAAACCUCUCCGCCGCACAACGAUCUACAUGCUGUUAUCGGCAUCAGUUUAGUUCUAGGAUUCAUAUUUAUGCUCCUGAUAGACCAAUGCUCAACUAAGAGAAGUGGAGGCAAAGAAAAAAGCAUGACUGCCACUCUUGGACUCGUCGUUCACGCAGCUGCUGACGGAGUUGCUCUUGGCGCUGCUGCUACUACCUCACAGGCUGAUGUUGAAGCUAUCGUUUUCCUCGCUAUUAUGCUCCACAAGGCUCCUGCAGCAUUUGGAUUGGUGUCAUUUCUGCUUCACGAAGGAGUCGACAGAAAGAGGAUAUCCAGACAUUUGCUGGUAUUUUCUCUUGCGGCGCCGUGCCUAGCCCUUAUAACAUAUUUCGGAAUUGGAAAGGAAGGAAAGGAAACCCUGAGUAACGUGAACGCAACUGGAAUCGCAAUGCUUUUUAGUGCCGGCACUUUUCUCUACGUAGCUACGGUCCACGUAUUGCCGGAACUUAUGGCACGUGGCAGUACCGCGUAUUCACAUUUACCGACCGUCGAGAACGCUCCGGUAGUUACGUCGGGUCUCAAGUUCAAAGAGAUCGUGGCUUUGGUGAUAGGAGCAAUUGUACCAGCUGUGCUCACAACGGGUCAUCAUCACUGACCUCCCUUUUCUUUCUUCUGACUUUUUUCUUAAUUUUGUCGUCUCCUGACUGUGGCACAAAAGUUAAAACCUUCGCAAAGAGAAGUCUCGUUCACGAGGCAAUUUCUUUGCCACGCAACGUCUUAAACGGUAUUGGAGUUUGGGUUGUUGAAACUCAAGAAAAUGAAUGUUUUUUUUUCAUCGGUUCGUUGCAAAUUUGAGCUGAAAAAAUGGCUCAAGCAUUUGUUUUUUAAGUUUUAAAGUAAUUUCCAACAUUACCGAAAGUAAAAAUCGAUUAAAUCAUUGGAAUUUUCAACAAUAAGAAUAUCCGUUGCAACGAUGGAAGCUCGCCAGCCCCAUCUCAUUAGUCUCAUUCCAUUUGUCACGAGAAAACACUCUUCGAAUAACGCACGCGCCAAAAAAUUUGAAAUUUCAUAAAGAACGAUGAAAACUGAACAAUAAAAAAUGUCAGACUAGUUUGUGAAAACUGUUUUUUUUUCUCCAUAAUUAUUCGCUGUACUUGUACCUGAAAGGUUUUUUAUAACAUAUAUUAUUGAUCGUCUGAUGAAAAAUUGAUCGCGUUGAUGCGAUCGAUGAAUGAGCGAAUGAAUAAGAAAAAAAGCGUGCAGAUGAGAUGGACUUAGGAUAUAACUCUUCUAAUAUAGAAUCUAUUUUAUUACAAUUCAAAAACCUUGUGUUACGUGAAGUUACAACACUGAUAUAGCUCCACACAAAGUUGCAUUAUCCGAUUAGCACAUAUAUGUUUGUACAUAUAAUCGCACAGGGUAUCCCACGACCGAUGGCCAUCAGUGAAUCUAAAUUUCAAACCGUAUUUCAAGUCGAUAAAUCCUGAUAAAUGUUGAAUUACAAUUAUGGCGACGCGAGUGUUAUUUUAUAACGAAUACCACAGAAAAGGCUGCAUGUAGAGUUGAAGAGAUGGAAUCAAUCUUGUAGAACAUCAAAUUUCCCAUAAAAAAGUUCUGUAUGACGAUCUUCUAUCUUCGGUAGUGUUAUCUGUAGAGUGGAUCGAAGGAACGUUUUAAAAUGUUCUUUUCUAACCAGUUCUCAGGGCCAACUUAUUGGAGGUAUAAUAACAUAAUUAUUAUUUAAAUAAUAUUCUAUAUGCUGAAUAUAUAUUCAGCAUAUAGAAUAUAUAUUCAACAAAGACCUCUUUGUAGCAUAUUUACACUUUACCAGAUUGUUUCUGUGGACUUUGCUUUAAUGCAGCUAUCGUAAUUCCGUUUACAAUAUAACUUCCCUUUUAACAUCGAUCGUGGGACAGACAUCCUGAAUAUAUAUAUUUCAAUAUUUGCAUAUUAUUUAGAGUAAUUAUUGAUGAAUAUAUAUUCAGAAACAUAUAUACAUAUAUAUAAAUGUACAAAUUUAUUAUUUAUUAUAAAACAUUUUCGGAUAAUGAGUUAUAUUUGUUCAGACAAAAACAACGAAUCGGUACAAUAUUAAGUAAAAGAGAAUUUUUGGUUCUGGAGACUCCAUUUGGAUUGGUUUCUGUCAACCGAUCGUAUUGAUGCAUUUAUAACUAUUUUGUAUGAGAGACGUUGCUCGGUUGACGUACAUCUCUGAUUCAGAGACGAACAUCUCUUCACAUUGUGAAUGAUUUUUUGUUUUUUUUCCUUCAUUUCGUAUAUGAACUCGUGCUUAAUGUGCAUAAAACGAGUGAUUGGUUUUUGGUAAUAUUUAUCUCACAAAUAAGACAGGUUAUCAGUUUUAUUUCGGAUACCGUGCCAAUUUGUUCAGUUCUGUACAUUUAUGUGCUAGAUACCUCGAUUAAAACUUUGGCAAUCCUUAGAUUUAUUGUAUAACUUUGUUCGAAUUUCAUAGAAAUAUCAUGUGGUCAAAAAAUCGUUUAUUGAUUACUAAAUUUUCGAAUAUCAUAUGUACGCUACACACACAGUAUCGUCCCAUAUAUAUAUAUAUAUAUAUAGCAUAUCGCAAUUGUUGAACCAUUUCGUUUGUUAUGUAUUAUGUACAUUCUGUUUAUUGUGUACUUAUAGCAAUAAUUCAAUAAAUCCUGCAAUAGAAUUUUUUUUAAA
Molecule: messenger RNA, 2887 nt
Organism: Venturia canescens
Lineage: Eukaryota; Metazoa; Arthropoda; Insecta; Hymenoptera; Ichneumonidae
Gene: Zip102B
Product: Zinc/iron regulated transporter-related protein 102B
Exons: 5
Coding region: 18-857 (279 amino acids)
Biological process (GO): transmembrane transport; zinc ion transport
Cellular component (GO): membrane
Molecular function (GO): metal ion transmembrane transporter activity
Source: RefSeq, a predicted model, not a curated record